AUGGUCGCGACCCGCGCGGGCGCGGGGUACGCCAUCGGCGCGCUCGCCGCGGCGACGGCGGCCCACCGCCCCCCUGCGGGCGUGCGCACUCUGGCCCACGUGUGCCACCUGCUGGUGCAGCCCGGCAGCGCGGUCCACUUGCAAGUGCAGGCGGCGCUCGGCGGCGGGUGCGGAUGCGCCUCUGACGCUGACAUCACCCUCGUGUACGAACUGCCGGGCGACGGCGGCGCCCGCGGCGGCGGCAGCCUGGACGGCACGCGCGCGGAUUGCAGGGAGUGUUAUGAGGGCGCGUCCGAGCGCGCUGGGGCCGCCGGCGCCGAGCUCCCCUCAAUGUGCUUCACCCCCGCGGGCGUCGCCGCCGGCGCCGCCCUCGUCGUGCGCGCGCGGCUGACCGACGCCGGCGAGCUGCCGGCCCGGGGCUGGCCGGUCGCGGGUGACGUGCUGUUCGGCGCCUCAGCGCGCUGGCGCGAUCCGGGACGCCUCGCCGCGGCCGAGGUCGCCGCCGGCGCCCUCUGCCGGCGCCCGCCGCUUUUUGGCGGCUACCUCGGCGGCGGUGGUGAUGAUGGCAGGGGUGGCGGCGGCGGCGGCGGUUGUGAUGGCAGGGGCGGGGGCGGCAGCAGCAGCAGCAGCAGCAGGGGCGGCGGCGGCGGCGGGAGCAGCAGCAGCGGUCGGGGCGGCGGCGGCGGCGGCGGCGGCGACAGCAACGCGGUGGUUGUGAGUGGCGACACGGACAGCAUCGGCCACCGCAUCGACGGCAUGGUCCUGUCCCCCUACCAUGGGGGCCAGCCCCCAUCCGCCCGCGAGGCCGAGCUCUACGCACUCUGGCGGGAUGUUUUAGAGCUCGUGUACACAGGCGCCGUGCGCGGCGCCUUCGCGGGCCCUCUCCUGGCCGAGUUCGAGGCCUCUGUCGCUUCUUGGACGAAGGACAGUUUCCUCAAGGACGCCCUGUGCCUGCACCGAGUGCUCAAAGCGCUCGCCGCGGGCGGGACGCCCGCCCACUUUGCCCGCCUGCCGUUCGCCGCCGUGCAGGCAACCCGCAAUUGCCCGGCGCCCUGCCGGUUUGCUGACAAAAAUGCGGGGCCGACGAUCCUGUCCUGGCUCGGCUCCGACGCCGGCAGGUCAUCGUCUGCGGCGCCGCUCGCGCAGUUCCGGCUGUGGUCCCUCGGGCUGUCGUACGCCGUGCGCUCCGGCAGCUGCGCGUUCCUGCGCGCCGCCGACGUCGCGCACGGCACCUCGUCGCUCGACCCUGCGCUCGUGCGCCCGUCCGUGGCGACGGGGCGCCGCGUGCCGCCGGGCCGGCCCUGCCUGAUGGGCGCCGCGCUGGGGACGCCGCGCGAGGUGCUCGCUGAGGCGCGCCUCUGCGCAAAUGUCGGCCGCAGCAUUAACGCGUUCCUGGACGAUUCAUGGUACGAUGUCGAGGCGAACCGCGCGGCCCUCAACUCGGCACGCGAACGCAGGGCAGGGGGCACGGCGUAG
Molecule: messenger RNA, 1476 nt
Organism: Monoraphidium neglectum
Lineage: Eukaryota; Viridiplantae; Chlorophyta; Chlorophyceae; Sphaeropleales; Selenastraceae
Exons: 1
Coding region: 1-1476 (491 amino acids)
Source: RefSeq, a predicted model, not a curated record